Pungitius pungitius (ninespine stickleback) is the source of this 2268-nucleotide messenger RNA. It is a transcript of the gene ube2g1a, whose product is annotated as ubiquitin-conjugating enzyme E2G 1a (UBC7 homolog, yeast). The transcript is spliced from 6 exons. The coding region runs from base 179 to 691 and encodes 170 amino acids. The record is from RefSeq and is a predicted model, not a curated record. NCBI's taxonomy places the organism in Eukaryota, Metazoa, Chordata, Actinopteri, Perciformes, Gasterosteidae. Gene Ontology annotation, molecular function: ubiquitin conjugating enzyme activity. Gene Ontology annotation, biological process: ubiquitin-dependent protein catabolic process; protein polyubiquitination.
CCGGCGCCUGUAAAAUACAAGAGAAGAAGAAGAAAAAUCAGCAGAAGACGACUAAGAAGAAGAAUGACGAGAAUAUACGGAAAAUAGAGGGGACGAAGUACACUUUGGUGAACGUUAAAUCAACGCUGUUCCCACCAAAAAUUACCAUAGAACAUUGCUGCAUUACAUUCGCCAAGCUAUGACAGAGCCGCAGUCAGUGCUGUUACUCAGGAGACAGCUUGCAGAGCUGAACAAAAACCCAGUGGAGGGAUUCUCAGCAGGCCUGAUCGAGGAUAGUGAUCUCUACAGAUGGGAGGUCCUUAUCAUUGGUCCUCCAGAUACACUCUAUGAAGGUGGUGUGUUUAAAGCUCAUCUGACAUUUCCCAAAGACUACCCUCUCAGGCCACCUAAAAUGAAAUUUAUCACAGACAUUUGGCAUCCUAAUGUUGACAAGAAUGGAGAUGUCUGUAUUUCUAUUUUGCACGAACCUGGAGAGGACAAAUACGGCUAUGAGAAACCUGAGGAGCGUUGGCUACCUAUCCACACUGUGGAAACCAUCAUGAUUAGUGUUAUCUCUAUGUUGGCAGACCCAAAUGGGGACUCACCCGCCAAUGUGGAUGCUGCAAAAGAGUGGCGGGAGGACCGACAUGGCGCAUUCAAAAGGAAAGUGGCCCGUUGUGUACGAAAAAGCCAGGAGACUGCAUUUGAGUGAUAAUCGGCUAUUCUUCACGUUUUCAGGUCUCCAAUUGAAAAUCAACAUGGCACUGAUUCCUGCACGUUUCCACCCUGGCGCCAGGCUUGUCCUUUUAUUUUUUGCAGGAACAGACUGGCUACUGUAGGCUGCAAAAGAACACAACAGUGACUACCACGGCUGACAGAAAACCGCCAAGCAAGUGCCAAUUCAAAAAAGCAAAACAAAAAACAGAAGAUGACACAACGUUUUUCAAGUCUAUGAACUGCUUCAACAUUCAGGAAGAUAUUGUAAAGACAUGUAUAUAGCACAGACAAAACCGGAUAAUAUAUAAGCUCCUUUUCCAUCCAUUGAGACACUUAGACCAAAUGAGUAGCGCUGGUUAAGAUAUUUAUUUUUCCAUUUCUCAACUGCAGCAUGCAUUACUUCUCUUGAGAUGGUUAUAAAUGGAUGUCUUUAAUAGAAAGAGGAUUGUGAAGUGUUGGAGGAAUGUCACUUGUGCAGAACUGGAUUCGUUGAAGCAAAAGAUGGACGUGUGUGAUGAAGGGAAUACCGCCAUCGUAGAAAAAAGGCGCUGUUCUCAAUAUUCUUUCUCGCGCUCAGAACUCAACAUCAUUGAUUUCUUUUUAGUCUUAACAUCUUGCUAAGUUGACUCAAGAAAGUAACCCAACCCCUCCAUUCGUGUGCAUGCUAAAUUUUGUUUUAUCUUUUUUUUUCAAAAGUGCCUCCUAAUAAAACGCUUGGCCGCUUCACCUUACGUCAAACGAGUUAAAACAUAUUUUAGGAAAGUUGAAGAAAUUGUGCGCCACCUAAUGUAUGAUGUUAUUUAAUAUCUAGUACACAGGAAAUCGUUAUCAUUUGCUCUAGCAAUAACUCCCGUAGUAUAAGGUGCACACAUAAUCAUUUUUGAUAUCCUGAUCCUGAAGUUUUCCUCUGAUAUUUUAGCAGCCUCUUUUACUUGUCUGUGUUAUGAAAAUGUUAUGCAUGCUUUAGUGUACUUUCGUUUUGGUUUCCUUGUUUGGUUGAAUGUUUCUGGGAUUUUGUUGGAGAAUGAGCGUUUGUGUAUACAUUAUGUGUGCCCAUUUAGUUUUAAAUGUUGCUCUUUCCCCUGAUCUGGAAGCUCACAAUAAUUCUGCUCAUUGAACUAUUGCAGUUUUGCCUAAUGUACCAGGAGACCAAAUACUGGUGUAUAUUUUUGAUGUCAACAAAAGCCGUCUCCUGUAGCGAGGUCUUCUAAAAUAUUACUUUUUUUUUCUAUAUUUACUGGUGUGUUUAAAUCCGGUGUGUUGCAUACUGGUCAUGACAAAAACAACAGAAACCUUUCAUUUACACAAAUUGUUGUUGCAAAAAUAGUGUAUUUAUUUUGGUUUAUUUUUCAAGUACUGCAAACAAAAGUUUGUAGAUGUUGAGGUAAUUAAUGCAGCAUUUAAUCAGUUGUAAGGUCACUGCCAUCAUCUGUCUUCAGAUUUUGGUGGCCAAAUUAUUAAAUUAUCAGAAUGUUGUGGGUUGUAAGUGGGUACGUCGUGCUUGUUCAGCCUUGACCUCCAAAAUGACAUCACUGCCUUUUUUGCAAACUAAAUCCUAUUUUUCAUUUCUUA